Messenger RNA from Austrofundulus limnaeus, 1758 nucleotides. Its product is annotated as septin-8-A. The record is from RefSeq and is a predicted model, not a curated record. NCBI's taxonomy places the organism in Eukaryota, Metazoa, Chordata, Actinopteri, Cyprinodontiformes, Rivulidae. Gene Ontology annotation, molecular function: GTP binding.
GUCAACAUAAUUCCCAUCAUUGCCAAAGCAGACACAAUUUCCAAGAGCGAGCUGCAUAAAUUCAAAAUAAAGAUAAUGAGCGAGCUUGUGAGCAAUGGAGUCCAGAUAUAUCAGUUCCCAACAGACGACGAAGCCGUCAGCGAGAUCAAUGCCUCAAUGAACGCCCAUCUGCCAUUUGCUGUGGUUGGAAGCGUGGAAGAGGUCAAAGUUGGGAACAAAUCAGUGAGGGCCAGGCAGUACCCCUGGGGAGUUGUGCAAGUUGAGAACGAGAGCCACUGUGACUUUGUAAAACUCCGAGAGAUGCUGAUCAGAGUGAACAUGGAAGACCUGAGGGAGCAGACGCACGCCCGCCACUACGAGCUGUACCGGCGCUGUAAGCUGGAGGAGAUGGGCUUCAAAGAUACAGACCCCGACAGCCAGCCUUUCAGUCUCCAAGAGACAUAUGAGACCAAGAGAAAAGAGUUUUUAGGAGACCUGCAACGGAAAGAAGAGGAAAUGCGACAAAUGUUUGUUAACAAAGUAAAAGAAACUGAAGCAGAACUCAAAGAAAAGGAGAAAGAGCUGCAUGACAAGUUUGAGCAGCUGAAGCGGAUGCACCAGGACGAGAAGAGGAAGGUGGAGGAGAAGCGACAAGACCUGGAUGAGGAGAUGAACGCCUUCAACAGGAAGAAAAUGGCCAGCGAAACGCUGUCCUUAUCUCAGCCCCUGAAGAAAGACAAGAAAAAUUGAUUUGUGGGCGCUGUACACCCAUCCACACACCACCAUGGAUUUGUCCUCCAUCAUCAUAGCAACAUCUGGCUGUUUUUUGUUUUGUUUUGACAUUCCAUCUUGACAUUGUGCACAUGGACCAAACACACUGAGGAUGAUGAUGGUGAAGCCACAGGAGAGGGGUGAAAAAUGAGGAGAAAUAUUCAYGUUCCAUCAGUGGCCAUCUCAUUAACUCAGGGGUUUUUGUUUUGAUUUUUUUUCUGUGCUGUUUUGGACAUUUUUAUAUUUGUUUUAUUUUCUUUUCAAUGAUUUAAAUAAUUUCUGUGUUUUUUUUAUUUUCUGUGUUUUGCCAUCUGCUAUCUAAACAGCAAUAAGACUUUAAAACUUUUCAUUUUGACUUCUUGGUACUACAACACACCUGCUUAAAGUAUGUAUUUAAACUGUAAGCGGUGCUUGAUGUCAGUGGACUGAAUUUUAAAUUUAAAAUAUCUUAAAUAAAGGUUGUUCUUAACUUUAUCUUAAACAUUAGACCCUUUUUAAAAUAUUGUUCAGAAGUUAUAUCUGUUCAACGUUUUCCAAUUGAAGAAUCUAGCUUAGUAGAAUCAGUCCCUGCUUAGAUUGAGUCUAAAUGUUUAAAUAGCAUCGUGUCAAGCCAUAACUGAGUACCUGUAUGCUGUAUAAUUUGCAUUUACAAAGGUACUGACAACCUAAAAUUGUAUUGAGUCUUAAAUCUAUGCAAUAUUCUUGUGAUGUAACUCAGUAAAAGUAUGUGAAUAUUUUCUAGAGCUUACAGUAAAUGUACUAGUUUUUAAAUAUUAUGACACAUAAAUAAGAUAAGAAGCCUCAUAUGAUGCUGUUCAUUGUUUUGUAAGUGGUUUAACAUUAUUUUAAACUGUGGAAUCCCAACUAUGAAGCCAGUAAAACACAGGAUUCAGGUAAACAUUCAAACCUCGGCUCGCUGUAGUUUUUAUUUUACACUCCGACACGAAGAAGAGAGCAGCUGUAUUUACUGUCUGUUGUUGCAAAUAAAACCUCCCCUCCCCCUCCUGA